AUGAGCAAGCUGGAUUUACAUGAUCAUGGAAAGUACCAGGUGCUUUCUGAUGCAUCAUCAGAAAACUCGUUGGUCCAAAAUGAAAAUCAGAAAGAAACUAAAAUAGUUAUUGCUCACAGAGGAUAUAGUGCCAAGCAGCCAGAGAAUACACUUGCUGCAUUUCGAGAAGCAGCAAACGCUGGCAUAAAGCAUAUCGAAACCGAUGUUCGACUUACUAAAGAUGAAGUUGUUUGUAUUUCUCACGACCGAAGUUUGAAGCGUAUGUAUGGAGUAGAUGUAAGCACAUUUGACGUUGAUUAUGAACGUGAAAAUGGUCAUUUUCGAACCCUUCGAGAACCUUAUGAGCCUUUACCAACACUCCAUAUGUUCUUAAAAGAAUUGCUAAAGUAUCCUGGGGUUCAAUUAUAUAUUGACAUAAAGCCCGACCUUGACAUUUUCAUUAUCCAAAAACUGGUUGACACUAUGUUAGACAUCAACCUUGAUUUAAACUUUUGGGAAGAUAAAGUGAUCUUUUGUAUUUGGUCCCGUCGUUUUCUUCCGGCUUGUGACAAAUACGCUCCUACGAUCAGAAUUUGCCAUCUUGGAUUUAACUUUUCUUAUGCUCAACAAUAUUUUGUGAUGCAUCCUCGAGUCAUAGGAGUGAGUAUAGCCGUAGCUACGCUUUUGCUUCCUUCUUCACAGGAUUUUAUUGAUAUGGUACACGCUCUAAACAAGAAAGUUUUCACAUGGUCUGUGAAUACUACCGCUGCUUUCUACCUUUCUUUAAAGAGAGACUGUGAUGGUGUUAUUACUGAUGAUCCCGUUAUAGGAAAGGCACUUUGUAAUGGCCCCAUCCUUACAAGAAACUGGUAUUGGUUUGACUAUAAAGAGUGGAUCCUCCUUCUUAUCGGAUUUAUUCGUGUAAAUAUCAUUUAUUACCUUAUUAGAAACCUAUUUCUAUGA
Messenger RNA from Schizosaccharomyces osmophilus, 942 nucleotides. It is a transcript of the gene pgc1, whose product is annotated as phosphatidylglycerol phospholipase C Pgc1. Bases 1 to 942 code for a protein of 313 amino acids. The transcript is spliced from 2 exons. The record is from RefSeq and is a predicted model, not a curated record. Gene Ontology annotation, biological process: lipid metabolic process. Lineage: Eukaryota; Fungi; Ascomycota; Schizosaccharomycetes; Schizosaccharomycetales; Schizosaccharomycetaceae. Gene Ontology annotation, molecular function: phosphoric diester hydrolase activity.